Mucor velutinosus is the source of this 1290-nucleotide messenger RNA. RefSeq lists its product as uncharacterized. Gene Ontology annotation, biological process: proteolysis. Lineage: Eukaryota; Fungi; Mucoromycota; Mucoromycetes; Mucorales; Mucoraceae. Gene Ontology annotation, molecular function: serine-type endopeptidase activity. The transcript is spliced from 3 exons. The record is from RefSeq and is a predicted model, not a curated record. The coding region runs from base 1 to 1290 and encodes 429 amino acids.
AUGAAGUUCUCCAUUUUGACCGCUGCCUUGCUGAUGGCUGGCUAUGCCACUGCUGUGCCCAUGAUCAACCCCACCUCCUUCAACGAUGGCUCCGUAGCACCUUUAUACGCUCCUGUUGAGACCGAAGCUGUGCGUGGUUCCUACAUUGUCGUCCUCAAGAAUGAUUUGGAUGCCAAGCAGAUUGAAAACCAUGCUGAAUGGAUUAGCAGUAUGUCUGCUGCUCAUGCUCUUAACAACGGCGAUUAUUUGAAUGAAUACGAUCACGGUAUCAACCACGUUUAUGAGAUGCCAAACUUCAAGGGUUAUUCUGGUAAAUUUGAUAAGAAGCUCUUGGAUGCCAUCCGUCAAUCAGAUGAAGUUGCCUACGUCGAAGAAGAUUCUGUCGUUUAUGCCAGUGAAUUGCAACGCGGUGCUCCUUGGGGCCUUGCUCGUAUCUCUACACGUGAUCGUCUCUCUCUUCGUAACUUCAACAAGUAUAACUACGAUGCUGAUACUGCUGGUGAAGGUAUUAAGGUGUACGUCAUUGAUACUGGUAUCAAUGUGAAGCAUGUUGAUUUCGGUGGCAGAGCUGUUUGGGGUAAGACCAUCCCCAAGAAUGAUGAAGAUGUUGAUGGCAACGGUCAUGGUUCUCAUUGUGCAGGUACUAUCGGAGGAAAGAAGUAUGGUGUGGCCAAAAAGUCCAUCCCUGUUGCCGUCAAAGUAUUGGCUUCAAAUGGUAGUGGUAGUAUGUCUGAUGUCGUUAAGGGUGUUGAUUGGGCUACCAACGAGUAUCUCAAGGACAAGAAGGCUGCUUUGCAAUCCAAGAAGCCUUUCAAGGGUUCUGCUGCCAACAUGAGUUUGGGUGGUGGUAAAUCUCCCUCUUUGGAUGCCACUGUCAACGGUGCUGUUGAAGCCGGUCUUGUAUUCGCUGUUGCUGCUGGUAACGAUAACAAGGAUGCUUGUAAUUAUUCUCCUGCUCGUGCCGAAAAGGCCAUCACUGUUGGUGCCUCCACUAUCUUUGAUGAACGUGCGUACUUUUCCAACUUUGGUGAAUGUGUUGAUGUGUUUGCUCCCGGCUUGAAUAUUGAGUCCAUCUGGAACUCCAAUGAUCAUGCUACCAACACCAUCUCUGGUACUUCUAUGGCCUCUCCUCAUGUUGCUGGUCUUGCUGCCUAUCUUUUGGCCCAAGCUCCCGAAGGUACCACUCCCAAGGAGAUCAAGAAGCAAGUCCUCGAAUUGGCCACUCGCAAUGUAUUCAAGGAACUUCCUGCCAAGACUCCCAACCUUCUCAUUUACAACGGUUUUGAGUAA